UCACACGGUUCCGGGUCAUUACAAUCAGAGUACUGAUCGAUACAAGGUGAUAAGAAUGCUUUAUGUUACUGUCAAAGACGACCCAACAACAACAAAUGGUACGGUUUCGUUUAGGAUGGAAGGAGAGAUUUACACCGUUGGAGGAAGUGGGGAAUGGAGAAGGAUCGGAGAGGUACCGUACCCACUUCGAGCGAGAGAAUCGGAGGCGUAUUUGAAUGGGGUUCUUCACUGGUUGAUGACUGAUCAAGAUAUCGGAAUUGAAACUUGUGAGUUCAUUGGUGCUUUUGAUGUUGCUAGUGAGGAAUUUCGAUCGCUUCCACCACCACAGACUCAAUUCAGUUCAGAGAGCCGGACCUCUUUGCGGCGAUUGAAUUUGAAUUUGGGGGUUUUGGGUGAUGAAUUAUGCAUUUUCGACAAUUAUUUCAGUGAUCGAAUGGAGAUAUGGAUGAUGAAGGAUUAUGAGGUACAGAGUUCUUGGACCAAACAGUACGUUAUCAAGCGACCCAGGAGCUUGGAGGUGCAGCAGGAUACGAGAGUCUAUUUUAAACCAUUGGCAUUGAAGCUUACCCACAAUGGUGAAAUUCUGAUGCUGUAUGACUCUGUUGCCAUUGUUUGUUACAACCCAGUUGGAAAAUUUUUCUAUCACCUCGGACUUUUUGGGUUUCCGGUUGCUACUAAUGUCUGUAAAGCAAUUGUUCAUGUUGGAAGCCUAGUUUCACUUAGGAAUGUUGCAGCUAAUGAAGGUGAAAAUAGCAGCAACACUGCUGUGGAUAAAAGUGUAAAGAGAGUUGAUGUGGUCGAUGAAAGUGCAGAGAGCAGGAAGAUCAGUGACAUUCCAUAUGGGACAUGGGACACUAUCUUGUAUCCAAUUCCUACCCAUGAACCAAAACUGGACAUCUGCAAGUGGUUAGCAGAGAAAGGAGUAGCUCUUCACAUAGGUCGACUUGAUCGCCCUGCAGUUCCACGUUAGAGGUUGCUGCAGAAAAUAGUGGAUGUUUGGGUUUAAUUCAGAGCUAUGCUUUUAAGAUCUUGCUAUUUUGCUUUCACAUCUGGGUACUUUAAUUUCCAUUUUGGAGUUUUAAUGCUGACUUAAUACUCUUUCAAUUCCAUUAUACUUUUACUUGUU
Molecule: messenger RNA, 1126 nt
Organism: Camellia sinensis
Lineage: Eukaryota; Viridiplantae; Streptophyta; Magnoliopsida; Ericales; Theaceae
Source: RefSeq, a predicted model, not a curated record